Sorex fumeus (smoky shrew) is the source of this 759-nucleotide messenger RNA. It is a transcript of the gene PHLDA2, whose product is annotated as pleckstrin homology like domain family A member 2. Gene Ontology annotation, biological process: positive regulation of apoptotic process; placenta development. Gene Ontology annotation, molecular function: phosphatidylinositol phosphate binding. The record is from RefSeq and is a predicted model, not a curated record. NCBI's taxonomy places the organism in Eukaryota, Metazoa, Chordata, Mammalia, Eulipotyphla, Soricidae. Bases 44 to 430 code for a protein of 128 amino acids. The transcript has 2 exons.
CCGCCGCCGCCGAGAGCGCCCAGCCGCCCCGCCGCCGCCAGCCAUGAAGACCCCCGGCGAGGUGCUGCGCGAGGGCGAGCUGGAGAAGCGCAGCGACAGCCUGUUCCAGCUGUGGAAGAAGAAGCGCGGCGUGCUGACCCCCGACCGCCUGAGCCUGUUCCCCGCGGGCCCGGGCGCGCGCCCCAAGGAGCUGCGCUUCCACUCCAUCCUCAAGGUGGACUGCGUGGAGCGCACGGGCAAGUACGUGUACUUCACCAUCGUCACCACCGACCGCAAGGAGAUCGACUUCCGCUGCGCGGGCGAGAGCUGCUGGAACGCGGCCAUCACGCUGGCGCUCAUCGACUUCCAGAACCGCCGCGCGCUGCAGGACUUCCGCAGCCGCCAGGAGCGGCCCGAGCCCGGGGCCCGCACGACGGCGCGCGCGCCCUGAGCCACGGAGCCGCGCAAGGACCCGCCGUGACACACGCGCCGCCGCCGCGCCGGCGCCCGGGACCCGGCAGUCCCGGGCGGGAGCACGGGCUGGACGCCCCCCACCCCCCACCCGCUGUCCCUCGCCCAGCGCGCCAGGACCUGCCGGGAGGACCUGUCCACGCCGACCUGCCCGCACCGAGCCACAGAGCCUCGCCCCGCUGUGCGGGCGCAAUAACUUAUUGGACUGUCUAUUUAUUUUGGUGAAUACGUCUCAUCAGACUUCGUCUUAAUAUUUUAUGUUUUUGCAUCAGUGUCCGGUUCCAUUAAACUAUUGGACUACUUUUCUAA